Messenger RNA from Corythoichthys intestinalis (scribbled pipefish), 8460 nucleotides. RefSeq lists its product as uncharacterized. The record is from RefSeq and is a predicted model, not a curated record. Gene Ontology annotation, molecular function: single-stranded DNA binding; protein binding. The coding region runs from base 207 to 1358 and encodes 383 amino acids. Gene Ontology annotation, biological process: positive regulation of transcription by RNA polymerase II. The transcript has 19 exons. NCBI's taxonomy places the organism in Eukaryota, Metazoa, Chordata, Actinopteri, Syngnathiformes, Syngnathidae. Gene Ontology annotation, cellular component: nucleus.
CUGAAACCCUGCCUGAUUUGUGGGCAAUGUUGGGGAUGUAGAAAAAAAGGAAAGCCUGAGAGAGAGAGAAGCAGACGAGAGAGGGAGAGACAACACUAACCGGGUAGCUAUGGAGAUAGUAGCUUUCUCCGCUCGCUUUCUUUGACAGGUGUCGAGGAGAGGAAUACAUUUUUUUUUUAAAAAGUGUAAGCCGAGCAGCCUCCAAGAUGUACGGCAAGGGCAAAGGAGCCGUGGUCCCCUCCGAUAGCCAAGCGAGAGAAAAGUUGGCGUUGUAUGUGUACGAGUACCUACUACACGUGGGAGCACAGAAGUCAGCACAGACCUUCCUUUCUGAGAUUCGAUGGGAGAAGAACAUCACAUUAGGGGAACCUCCUGGAUUUCUCCAUUCGUGGUGGUGCGUAUUCUGGGACUUGUAUUGUGCGGCUCCAGACCGACGGGAGACGUGCGAGCACUCCAGUGAAGCCAAGGCCUUCCAUGACUAUAGCGCGGCAGCAGCACCCAGCCCUGUUAUGGGCAACAUGCCCCCCAACGACGCCAUGCCAGGUGGUCCGAUGCCCCCAGGCUUUUUCCAGGGACCACCCGGCUCUCAACAGUCCCCCCACGCACAGCCCCCCACACACAACCCAAGCAACCCCAUGAUGGGACCCCACGGCCAGCCUUUCAUGUCACCGCGGUACCCGGGUGGACCCCGACCCGCUCUCCGAAUGCCAAAUCAGCCUCCAGGUGGAAUCCCGGGCUCUCAGCCUCUCCUGCCAAACAGUUUGGAUCCAACGCGACCGCAAGGGCAUCCUAACAUGGGCGGUCCAAUGCGGAUGAACCCCCCUCGAGGAAUGGCAAUGGGCCCACAGAAUUACGGCGGCAUGAGACCUCCACCAAACUCCAUGGGAGGCCCUAUGCCAGGAAUGAACAUGGGUCCAGGAGGGAGAGGGCCGUGGCCGGGACCUAACGCCAACUCAAUAGCCUACUCAUCCUCAUCUCCAGGCAAUUAUGUGGGACCCCCAGGUGGUGGAGGUCCACCCGGAACUCCCAUCAUGCCCAGCCCAGGUGAUUCGACCAACUCUAGUGAAAACAUUUACACAAUGAUGAACCCUAUUGGACCGGGAGGCAACAGACCCAAUUUCCCUAUGGGACCCGGGCCUGACGGGCCGAUGGGCGCUAUGGGAGCCAUGGAGCCGCACCACAUGAACGGGUCACUCGGGUCUGGAGAUAUGGACGGCUUGCCAAAGAGUUCCCCGAAUAACAUGGGGGGCAUGAACAACCCACCGGGAACGCCGCGAGACGACGGCGAAAUGGGCGGAAACUUCUUGAAUCCUUUCCAAAGCGAAAGUUAUUCUCCCAACAUGACGAUGAGUGUGUGAUUUUAUUUUUUUCCUUUUUUUAUGUUGGUUAUUUUUUCCCUUCGUCCUUUUUGUACCCCUGCACCUGUUUUUGUGUUGUUCCCCCUCCCGCUAAUUCCCGCAAUCCUUACCUCAUCCUCGGAUCGGGCCUUCUCCUUCUCAACCUUCUUCACGCGUGAACCGCAGCACUCGUCCUCCUCCGGAGCGCCCCUGAAACUCACCGGGACUCUGGUGAAAAAGACGGGGACACCAGGAGCGUGCAAAAUGGCCGCCGGGCCAGGCGGGAAGACGCAGCAGGGCAACAGGAAGAGGCUCUUCUCAGACUUUAGACAAUGAACGAGGACAAACGGAGAAAAAGGAGUGUGAGACACGCUCGAGGACGCUGCUUUCUGGAAUCGUCAUCCACAGUCGGACUUAUUUUAUUUUUUUAAACUGUUUUUAAUGUGUUGCUCCCAAUCUCUGUUUGUACAUUUUUAACAGAGGUGUUGUAAUGAACUGUUUUUUUCCAAGUAUGUAUGUAUUGUAUCAUUGCUCUUUUUAUUAUUGUAUUGUUAUUGUUAUUAAUUAUAACUAUGCUCCUUUUUUGUUCAUUCAGAAGGCACAUUACUUUGUGAAAGACGGCCUAAUUAUGUGCACACAAAUGAUGUCACCUCACUUCUCCCUGCUGGUAAGAUUUCAUCCCUACGACCUUUCUUUUUAACUCAUUGUUCAGCCAAUUCGUAAUUUUGUUAAGCAAUUUGUUUGUGAUGAAACGAUCGCUGCCAGAUACCUUCCACCCCCGCCUUCCCGUCUAUGGUAUCCUAACAUAGAAGCCGUCUUAGUGGCUACCAAUGAGUUAAUUUAUGAAAAACGUUAAACCUAUUAGAACAGUAGAAAGAUUGUUAAUCUAUUUCCUUAGUCUCAGUUUUGUAAGUGGUCAUUUUACUGCAUGGUCGACGUAAAACUAGUUCAUUUUUAAAGCAACUCUGGUUUGUCAAUCACCGUGAAUGGCAGACAAAGAGCAGUGCUAUUUAUUUAUGGACUUUUAGUUUUAAUUCUUUGACUUAUGAGCCUAUAAACGCCAAAUUGCCAUAUCAAAACUGUAAAGAAAAAUCUUAUUUAUCUGAUUUGGCCAUGUGCAAGGAACCUAGCAAAUACGUAUAAGUGAGCCAUUUUGUGUUUAAAGUAGGAGUGGGACUUGAUUUAAAAAUUCAAUCGGAAUAAUUUAUAGGCUUUUUAAUUAAUCAAAUUUUAACUUCGUAACAAUAUUUGUCCCAUAAAGCUAAAUCAUUUUUAAUUUGAAAGAAUUUCAGUGUGUGCAUGAAUCAAAUAAUAUACUAUGGAAAAUUGAAAAUGAUUUAAUUUCAAUACAAACAAUAUUUCAGUUUCCGGUUUAUAAUAGUGGCGAAAAACGUAAAUAAUAGCCAGUAUUUCCAGAAAGUAGGGAAAAUAGCUGUUGACACACCUUUUUAAAAGCCAGUAGCUAGGCAUGUGCUGGUAUGAGAUUUUAACGGUAUGAUAACCCUAAGCAAAAAUACCACGGGCUCACAUUAUUGCAAUUAUAACUCUAAAAUGUAUUAUUUUAAGAUAUAUGGGUUAAUUUUUUUCCCAUUGAACAGGAUUUUUUUUAAUUUUUCACAACAUUCAACAAGAAUAUAAUGUCAAAAUAAAUAAAAUAAAAGAUAACGGAAAUAUUUUAAAUAACAUUGACAUAAAUGGAACUUAUAGACUAAACUCACAGCUGCAGCUCAAGUUGCUAAACAUUAGAACAAAAAUAAUUAUUUUCCAUAAAAAAAGUAAAACCACUUGUAAAUAAAAUUGAAAUAUAUAUUGCAGGCACUUCACAUUUUUAGAGACUUGCUCAUAUUCUACAUAUUUCUCUCUCAGUCCAAGUUAUUAUGCAGGAAUGUGAGUAUGUUCACCUGUUCUGGGUUAAUAUACCACUACUGUUAAUAUUAAUUGGUUGAAUAUUAAUGGAGAGUGACCGCAAGAGACUGUGUGUGUAUAACUUGUAUCAUUAUUUACACAUUGUACACACACACAUCCUGUCUCAACACAGAAAGUCGCCAGAGAGGAAAAAAAACACCACAGGAUAUAUUAUGAAAAUGUUAAUUUGAACUAGUGCUGCAACGACUAAUCGAUUAACUGGAGUAUUCGAUUAGAAUAAAAUAUUCGAAUUAAGUUUUGUUGCUUCGAGUAUUCGUUUAAUUAAAGUGGCGUUGUAAUGGUUUAUUUUGAAAGUGUUUGCAUUUAGUUUUAUUGAUUAGGGUGGACAAACUGCCCUCUGGGCUGCCUCAUUUCACAUGGCUGAAUCCAACUGCUCUCUGUUAAGACCAACGUAAGCCAGGUUUUUGUUUGAGCUAAUGUUUUUUUUUAAUGCAUUCGUAAAUUAGUUUAAAAAUAUAUUUAGCCGUUUUUUUGUGGGAAUUUGUGUCUGAACAAUUUGUUAAGAACAAUGUAAAAAAACGUUAGCAUUUUACAGCAUUUAAGCUAGCGGACUUUUGCAAUGCAAGUUAGCCAAUUAUUCUUUUGUUGUACAUAGAUCCUCAUUUAUUUUUCUAUACCGUUUGAAGCUUAGCUCAGGUAUUUUAAUUUUUCAUGUUACUUAUCCGAUUAAUCGAUUAUUCGAACUAACUAGUUCAUCGAUUAAUUGACUACUAAAAUAAUCGAUAGCUGCAGCCCUAAUUUGAACAGAUGUUUACAAUAGCGGAAGACUUCACAAAAGCACGCUAAUAGAGAGAAAAUUAGUUAGCCUUCUUGGCAUGCUAACUAGCCACGUGAACAGCCUCGUUAACAAGCUCACGUUAUAGUUUUUGUUUUACCAUCACUAGACACACGAAAGACGCUGGAGUGAACUCUCGUAGCUGGUGGGAAACGUUCAUGACAGCAUUUACUUAGCCUACAUUUUGUGUAAAGUGACGGAUGAUGGUCACAUAAAUGUGAAAUCAUGUUGGAGGUGUUGCCUGCACGUCGGCUGUCCUUCCUCCUCUAAGCCGCAGCCGUCUGUUUCUUUUCGGUAGCCGAAAUACUCCCGUACUAGAUUAGACUUUUUUGAGGGGGUUUUGAAAAAGCUUAGGUGUAGUUUUGACGGCGACAAGAGUGUCACUGACACACAGAACAGAGCAACAACCGGAGGGGGAGGGGUGAGCGCUGCCACUUAAGCCAUUUCUCGCUGCAUUUUUGGGACAUAAAAAUAUCUAAUACCGUACGACGCGAUGACGAAAAAUUUUAGUGGUUUUGAAACUGACGUUUUCAUACCACGGUAAACCUUGAAACCAGCACAUGCCUAGCACAGUACUAUAUUAGCCAAUCAAAUGCCAGUCUGAGAUUGUCCUGCCUCUUUGUUAUGCAUUGGCUACCCGCUGUCCUAUAUGUAGCUAAUGGCCUUCAGACGCUUUAAUGGAGUCUUAGGCCAUGCCUACACCUAGCAGGGUUUUUUUUAAACCGAGGAUCCAGCCCUAAUACGUCCAGAAUAAAUAAUUACUUCUACACCAGCACGUUUGUAGGGGAAAAAAAGCUUCCAUAGCCAACCGCAUUCAUUCGUUUUUCAGUAAAUUCAUAAUAAUGCGCGAUAAAUAAUCAUCCAUGAUACCCCCAUCCUUCACAUGUGUUCUUCAAUAUGAAGAAAUGCAAGAGUUGGUUAAUAAAUGUAAUCAAAAAGCAUCUUUCUAUUAGAUCUAAACGUAAACAAUGUAAACAUUGGUCUCAUGUGUGACAUAGAACCAAAGUUUGUCGCAGUCAUUGACUUUCCAACAGUUAAAGCUUCGGUUAUCAGUGUCCACAUGAUGGCGCCACAAACGCAGAACUCGCCCAUCUUCACUUCUGAAGGAGUUUUUAAGAACCCUCGUUUAAAUGUGCAUGUGAGUGUGGAUGAUCGGCCAAACUAGGAGUGGGAACUUCUUGGUACCUUACGAUACGAUUUGCGAUACAGAGCUCACAAUAACGAUGAUCUGACGAUACAGCGAUACAACGAUUUCUGAUACAUUGGUCAGAAAAUCCUUCUGGGAUAUUCUAAAAAAAACUAAUAAACAGAAAACAAGAUUUUUGCUAUGAAUUGGAAUAAGUUUAUCACUAGUAGACGUCCAACAUUCGUUCAUUCGCUGCCAUCCCUCCCAUUCGCUGCCAUCCCUCCCACUUCAAACGGAUUGAAUGUCUAUGGCCGUCAGUUGCAGCCAAUGCCAGGCUGAGCAAUGAGUAAUUUUGGGCCAUUUAAGGUCAUUUACCUGUUGAUUUUCAGUUACUUCCUGUUGAUUUUGGGGUAUUUUAUGGGUCACUUGCUGUUUAUUUUGCGUUACAGAACAGGAAGUCACCUGAGAAUCACCCAAAUGAAUAGGCAGUGACUCAAACUCAACAGGAAAUGACCUGUAAAUGCCCUAAAAUGUAAAGCAAGUGACCUAUACAAGCCCCAAAAAUCGGACCGAAUGACUGUGAAUGCUCUGGUUUCGAAUGAACGAACGUUCCCAGUCUAAAUGGUUUGGGCGUCGAGCACCGUCAAUGGCAGCCUUUUUUUUUUUUUUUUAAUUGACACUUUUUUAAAACGAUAUCUCGAUUCUUGACAGGGGCAUAUCGAUAACCUUUUGGGAUACAAACAAAGUAUCACCAUAUAUCACCAUUUCGAUAUUUUGUCACACCCCUAGGCCAAACCGUAGAAAAAGUUCUUCUUUUCGCCAAAUACCCUGCUACGUGUAGACAUGGCCUUAGACCAGGGGUGUCAAACCGAUUCCAGAAAUGGCCAAGUGGGUGCUGGAUUUUGUUCCAACCGAUACCGUGCAGAGAGUUUAACCAAUGAACUUCCUACUGAAACAAGCAGCACCUGACAAAGUUUAACUGAUUACACAUGUAAAAGAUCUGAUUGGUGAAAAGGUGUCCUCUUCAUUGAUUGUUAAGCAAACCUGCACCCAAUUGGCCUUUUCUGGAAUCGGUUUGACACCUGUGCCUUAGACAGAAAGGAGAAAGACAGAAACAGAUUGCACAGGUAAAAAAAAAAAACUAGAGUUCUGUGAUUGAAAUGCAACCAACAAAUAACUCAUUGGUUGCCACUCACGGCAUUAGAUGUCCAAUGCAUUUUUACAAGGAGAGGCUGAUAGCGAUCGUUCCCCACCCAUUUAACUCAUUGGCUGUCAUUGACGGUGCUAGACGUCCAAUCUAUUUUGAACGGGAGGGGGUCGUUCCUUUGCCCCACCCAGUCAAAACUGAUUGAACCUCUAGUGCUGUCAAUGGCACUGAAACAUAAAUAAUUCACCACCAUUGUGUAGAAAUGGCAUAUUUUCAAUGAUGCAGUUUUGCAGGACCUCAAUUAGCCACAUCACUGGUAGCAAAGGUGUAAAUAUACAGCACCGUGUCUUCAUCUGUGUGAUGUCAUCAGACCACCAACCAGAUACACCCCACAAAGUACUUCAGCUUUUUUUCUUGGGAGGGAGCCCCCCUGCUCACACACAAUCUGAUUCCAGUGGUCCCUUGUGUUUUGUUUGUUUACCUUAUAAUUCAUCACACAAUACCGUAUUGGCCCGAAUAUAAGACGACCCUGUUUAUAAGACGACCCCCUUUUUCAAGACUCAAGUUUGAAAACAGACUUUUUGAACACCAAAUUAAUUUUUAUUCAGAAAAUAAUUACAGUACAUCUGAAACAAAUGAUUAUAACAAAAUAUUUGAGAGAAAAAGUUCUGAACAUUUAAAUAUGUAAACUAAGGUGCAAUCACAUUCGUAAAUGAAUGGCUUCUGGUUUUUGAAAUGUAAAUAAACCAAUCUAUUGUGAUAAAACAACAAAAUUGCAAUAACUGCAUAAACCAUCAAAGUGAAGUCUAACUGUAACUGUAAUCUUGAAACAAAAUUGAAUAAAGAAAUCAUUGAAAUGAUGCAAACUGGUUAAACUUGAGAGUAGCUGAGACUUGUCAUAACAGAACAUCACUUGCUUAAAUGAUAUCUGGCGCCAUCUAGCGUCAUGAAUGGGGAGAGUAGCUGAGAUAUGUCAUGACAGAACAUCGCUUCAAUGAUAUCUGGCGCCAUCUAGCGUCCUGAAUGGGUAUAAUGUCUAGACCGUGAAUAUAAGACGACCCCCCUCUUUUUCAGUAUUAUUUCAAUGCAAAAAACACCGUCUUAUAUUCGGGCCAAUACGGUAAGUACUAAGAUUUCUCAUUUUUUUUGCUGCUAGACUGUCCAAGAUGAGUACAUUUAAGUUUUGGGGUCCCAACUUACUUGGCUCCAGGCAGGUCCCUAGAUGGGGUGGCAUCGCGUUUUUUUGUUUGUUUUUUAAUCAUUUUUUCUAACCUAGUCAAUCAAAUUAUGAUUUAUAUUAAUGCUGAACCCUCCCAUCUUUUUUUUGUAAAUAUUGUAUAAUAUGUUUUGAUAUCAUUGACAUGUUUUGAUAUUUCAAAUCACAGAAACAUACUACGCGUGUUUGUGCGUGUGCACGCGGGUUGUGACAGGAUGUGCGCAUUUGCUGACAUUUAGGGAAAAGUUGGCAAAUGUUUAUUUAAAAAAAUGAGGAGGAGUUCCUGGAUUUGAAACGUCACGCACAAUUGUAACUGUGAAUCGGAGAGGAGGCCAUUUUGUUGACACAUAUCUCUUUUAAACUAUGAAGGAUCUUUUUUUUUUUUUUUUUUUUUUUUUUUUUUGAGGAUUUUUCCAGUUGUCAUUUCCAAAAAUGCAGUCAUUCUCUUUUUAUUUCUGUCCACAUCAAUGAGCAUUUCUGUAUUUUUCUUGUGCCGUUGUAAAUUACUGUAAGAUUUUAAAAAAAAAAAAGGGGGGGGGGGGGUAUUGAGGACUGUUUCUGUUCAGUUCCAACUUAUUUUAUUUCAUUUCAGCAGUAUUCAGUAUGUGGCAUUGUUUCCUAUGGGGGGCUUUGCUUUGUUUAAUGUUAGGUAGUUUUCCCAUCUGAAAUGUCUCGUGUUGUUUAAAGACAAAGAUAAAAUAAGAGGUUCCUACUUAUUCUUAUGUUUUUGUUUUUGUUUUUUUUAUAUUGUAAAAUUUCUUUAGAAUUAAAAAAAAAAUGUUAUCAAGGGGGGUGGAGGUGGGAAAACUGCAUUACAUAAUGUAUUUUUUUGUUUGUUUUUAUUUUUAUUAUGUCAUUUUUGCCUGUGUCCCCCUCCUUGUUGUAGAUACAUAUUCAAAACAAAUAAAAUGACUUCACUCCUUUUGCCAUGAA